Messenger RNA from Pipra filicauda (Wire-tailed manakin), 2110 nucleotides. RefSeq names its product toll-like receptor 6. Lineage: Eukaryota; Metazoa; Chordata; Aves; Passeriformes; Pipridae. Gene Ontology annotation, biological process: inflammatory response; toll-like receptor signaling pathway; immune response. The record is from RefSeq and is a predicted model, not a curated record. Gene Ontology annotation, cellular component: membrane. The transcript has 2 exons. Gene Ontology annotation, molecular function: Toll-like receptor 2 binding; lipopeptide binding; transmembrane signaling receptor activity. Bases 36 to 2105 code for a protein of 689 amino acids.
UGAAGACUUGAGGACACUUGUGAAUUAAAAGGAAUAUGACUAUAAAGGAUAAUUUCUCCAGCAUUAGCCCCCGGAUCACAGGAUUAGAACAAAGAUGGACAGAUAGAGAAGUUUUGAACAUCUCCAAGGAAACAAAAAGCAGUAUGUCAGAAAAUACGAGCUCUCUUAGAAACUUUUUUGUUUACAAGUGUCUGUUUGCAUUAACUUUUUGGAACCAUGUCAGCCUGUCUGUGGAAAAUGAACUCCUUACACCUGUUUCUAACAGUUUUCCAGAAGAUAGUUCUGACCAAAAAAUCAAUAGCCUGCCACUCCUAUAUACAAAUAGACAUCAGUCCAAAUCUAGUUUUGACUGGGUUGUGAUACAAAAUACUACAGAAAGCCUGUCAUUGUCAGAAAUCACAAAUGACAAUGUAAAAAAAUUGGUAGUUUUAUUAUCUAAUUUCACACAAGGCUCCGAGUUACAAAAUCUGACACUGACAAAUGUGUCGGUGGACUGGAGUGCUCUCAUGGAUAUUUUUCAGACUGUAUGGCAUUCAUCCAUUGAAUACUUCAACAUUAACAGGGUCACUCAACUGUCGGAUGUCACAAGCUAUGCCUUUGACUAUUCAGGUACCUCUAUGAAGGCACUGACAGUGAAGAAAAUUAAAAUCACAGAUAUGUACUUCGAUCAGGAUGACAUAUACAGAAUAUUUGCAGACAUGAAUAUUGCAGACAUGACGAUAGCUGAAUCAGAGAUGAUUCAUAUGAUUUGUCCUUCAUCUGUUAGUCCCUUUAGACACUUAAAUUUUUUAAAGAAUGAAUUAACAGACAUCCUUUUUCAAAAAUGUGACAACCUAAUUCAACUGGAGACAUUAAUCUUGCAACGGAAUAAAUUUGAGAGCCUUCUCAAGGUAAGCUUCAUGACCAGCCGUAUGAAAUCACUGAAAUAUCUGGACAUGAGCAACAACUUGCUGCACCACGAUGGAGCUGAUGUACAAUGCCAGUGGGCUGCGUCUCUGACAGAGUUGGACCUGUCCUCCAAUCAGUUGGCAGAUGCCGUCUUUGAAUGCUUGCCAGUCAACAUCAAAAAACUCGACCUACAAAACAAUCAGAUCAGCAGUGUCCCAAAGGGGCUGGCUGAUCUAAAAUCCUUGGAAGAGCUGAACCUGGCAUCGAACAGGCUGGCUGACCUGCCGGGGUGCAGUGGCUUCACAUCCCUGCAGUUCCUGAACAUAGAGAUGAACUCGAUCCUCACCCCAUCUACUGACUUCUUCCAGAGCUGCCCGAGGGUCAAGGAGCUACAAGCUGGGCACAACCCAUUCAAGUGUUCCUGUGAACUACAAGACUUUAUCCGUGUGGAGAGGCAGUCAGGGGGGAAGCUGUUUGGCUGGCCAUCAGCGUACGUGUGCGAGUACCCGGAAGGCUUGCGAGGCACGGAGCUGAAGGACUUCCACCUGAGUGAACUGGCCUGCAAUACAACGCUGCUGCUGGUGACAGCCCUGCUGCUGACGCUGGUGCUGGUGGCUGUGGUGUCCUUCCUGUGCAUCUACCUGGAUGUGCCCUGGUACGUGCGGAUGACGUGGCGGUGGACGCAGACGAAGCGGAGAGCUUGGCACAACCACCCCAAAGAGCAGGAGACGGUUCUGCAGUUCCACGCGUUCAUUUCCUACAGCGAGCACGAUGCGUUGUGGGUGAAGAACGAGCUGAUCCCAAACCUGGAGAAGGGGGAGGGCUGCAUACAACUGUGCCAGCACGAGAGAAACUUUGUCCCCGGCAAGAGCAUUGUGGAGAACAUCAUUAACUGCAUUGAGAAGAGCUACAAGUCGAUCUUUGUGUUGUCUCCCAACUUUGUGCAGAGCGAGUGGUGUCACUAUGAGCUGUACUUUGCCCAUCACAAGUUAUUCAGUGAGAAUUCCAACAGCUUAAUCCUGAUUUUACUGGAGCCGAUCCCUCCAUACGUUAUCCCUGCCAGGUAUCACAAGCUGAAGGCUCUCAUGGCAAAACGCACCUACCUGGAGUGGCCGAAGGAGAGGAGCAAGCAUGCCCUUUUCUGGGCUAACCUGAGGGCAGCUAUUAACAUUAACCUGCCAUCCAGUGAUGAAAACAGGUGUGGGGAAACAGUUUAAGAAUC